Molecule: messenger RNA, 561 nt
Organism: Heterotrigona itama
Lineage: Eukaryota; Metazoa; Arthropoda; Insecta; Hymenoptera; Apidae
Source: the annotation of a GenBank genome assembly
AUGGACUCUCAACCGGAAUGUUCUCCGGUUUGAGAACUCGCGAAAAUAAUUCACUACCUUUCUCUCUUAAUUGAUGACCGAGAUAACCGACAGUAACAGGGAGCACGUACGUGGAACACUGUAGAUGAUGUUUGGAAAUUAAGAAAAGGAUGUGGUAGAUUAGAGUCUGGAUAACGUUGGAAGAUAAGGUUCUCUGCUUGGAACUGAGUGGACGAUUUCCUGCUUCCUUUGACACUGGAGUACUACUUAGAGCAGUUGGAACGAAUACUUCAGAAUUUUCUUUUGUAGAAAUUUUACAGAUGCAGCUUUCAGGGAUUGAUGCAUUUUUGAAUUUUGCAACUCAGGAAACGGAAAGAGAUAUCCAGAUUGAUAAGAAUGGACAUAAAGUUAAGUGAUCCACGUUCCAAGGUAUAAGCAGGAUCAAGAAACCGACGUUGAAGACAAAAGGAGAGAAACAAAAUGAAAAUUGGAAGAAAGACGGAUGAACUUAGCAGCGUGAAAGAUUGUGCAGGUUUGACGGAUGAAAGGAAAAGAUAAACUCUUUCUCUCUCUCUUUCUCUC